UCAGUACUGAGUUGGCUUCACACUGGAGACAGUUGGAGACAUUUGGAGACAUUUGGAGACAUUUGGACACAGUGAGACAGUUUCUCUGUUGCAUCAGGACAUUUAACACCGCGGGGACUGUCUCACACACUCUCAGAUGAUGGCGUGACCUUGGAGCUGCAGAGUCGUAGCUGCCUCAGCUGUCAGCGAUGGACGACCUGUGGUGUGUGGCUGUGGGGGUGUUCCAGGUGUGGAUGUUUGUGGUGGUGUUCCUCAUCAUGCUGCCCGCCAUGUUCGGCCUCUCUCUGGGGGUCACCGGCGUCUACAUCCAGAUCCUGGUCCAGAUCCUGGAGUGGGCCACGGUGCGGAUCCAGAGGGGACGCCAGGAGCAGCCCAAUGUGCCCGUGCCUCUGCCCAAUGGGAUCAUUGAGCGAGCGGGGGGGUCGAUGGAGGAGGAGGUGGGGCAGCUGCGGAGCUCUGGCUCGCUGGCGGAGGGAGAGUUCUCUCUGAGCGACGCCUUCUACUUCUACAAGAAAGGUGUGGAGAGCAUCGUGGACGACCAGGUGACCCAGCGCUUCUCCUCCGAGGAGCUGGCCUCCUGGAACCUCCUCACCAGAACCAACCAGAACUUCCGCUACAUCAGCCUCCGCCUUACCAUCAUCUGGGGGAUCGGCGUCUUCGUACGCUACUGCAUCCUCUUCCCUCUCAGGUUAACGCUGGCUCUCAUCGGCCUCUCCUGGCUCGUCAUCGGGACCGUUCUGGUUGGAUUUCUGCCUGAGAGCAGUGUGAAGAACUGGCUGAGCGAGCUCGUCCAUCUGACCUGUUACAGGAUCUGUGCCAGAGGACUGUCCGCCACCAUCCAAUACCACAACAAAGAAAACAGACCUCAGAAAGGAGGAAUCUGUGUCGCCAAUCACACCUCGCCUAUCGACGUGGUGAUUCUGGCCAACGACGGCUGCUACGCCAUGGUGGGUCAGAUCCACGGCGGUCUGAUGGGGGUCAUUCAGAGGUCAAUGGUGAAGUCGUGUCCUCAUGUCUGGUUCGAGAGGUCAGAGAUGAAAGACCGCCACACCGUGACCAACAGGCUCAGAGCUCACGUUGCAGCCAAAACCAAACUUCCCAUUCUGAUAUUUCCUGAAGGAACCUGCAUCAACAACACUUCAGUCAUGAUGUUUAAGAAAGGAAGCUUUGAGAUCGGAGGGACAAUAUACCCCGUCACCAUCAAGUACGACCCUCGCUUCGGUGACGCUUUCUGGAACAGCGGGAAAUACAACAUGGUGAGUUACCUGCUGAGGAUGAUGACCAGCUGGGCCAUCGUUGUCAACGUGUGGUACCUCCCUCCCAUGACCAUACAGGAUGGUGAGGACGCAGCUCAGUUCGCCAAUAGAGUGAAAUCUGCCAUCGCUGAUAAAGGAGGACUGCUGGACCUCGCAUGGGACGGAGGACUGAAGAGAGGCAAAGUGAAGGACUCGUAUAAAGAGGAGCAGCAGAAGAUGUACAGCAGCAUCAUAGUUGGACAGAGCGGCGACACUGGAUCGUCCUCUGAUCAGCUGUCUCUGACAUCAUCUUCAUCAUUAUCAUCAUCAUCAUCAUUGUUACCUGGCGACAUGUGAAGGGGAUGAACAGCUGUUUAUUCUCUUCAUCAUUUUAACUCGUCUUAUUUUAUAUGAUGUUUAUUAUGUCUAAAGUCUUAAAGCCUCACAUCAACUCUGCGUCCUGUGUGUGUGUGUGUGUGUGUGUGUGUGUGUGUGUGUGUGUGUGGACAGGAGUGUUUCCACCAGCAGGGGGCGCUGUAUGACAACACAAUAAUCCUUCCUGCAGACUGGAAACCACAGUUCUAUCCAAACCACUUCUUCUCUGCCUGUCGUGUAAAACAUGGACACGUAGCAGCUGAAAUAUAAUUUGUGUUUUAUUAUGGAUGCGUCACAAACUGUGUCAGCUUUUUUAUAAAGCAGAUGUUUGUUGCUGCUCUGAGUGGAUCUCUGCAGACUGAAACUAAUGUUGGUGAUCGAGUCUUGUAAAACUGUGUCUGUAUAAACGUGUAUCCAUCUCACCUCUGAUUAUUGGACAUCUUCUUUUUUAUCUUUAAUAUAAUGUAUCAACAAACACAAAGACAGUUUACAGAGUUACAGUGAGGAGAUUAAAUGUGUCUGUUGCUGUGUGGAAUAAGUUUGUAUUAAUAAGUGAAGACAAAGAUAUAAAAAUCUGAAAGUACAUGAGAAUAAAAACAUGAAUAAAAAGAUAAUUAAGAUGGAUGUAAUAACUGGAGGAGACAAUGAGCUGACCUUUAGAUCAACCAUAAUCAGUCACAUCAUGUUUUACAUGUGUUUGACUGUCAGAGCAGACAAACUUAAUAUUUAAUGUUCUCAUUUUAAAUUUAGCCAACAACUGAUAUCAGCUCCCACAGUGAUUUACAUUCAGUGCUGCUGUUUAACACAAAUUAAUAAACAAAACAUGAUAAAUUAUUGUUUAUAAAUUAAAAAAAAAGACUUCAAAGAUUUGACCGACAGAAGAAACACUCUUAAAAUGUCAUCAGUUCAAUAAAACAAAUAAAAAUCAGACAUUAUGAGUCAUUAAAAUGUCCUAAAUCUAAAUUUGUGACGUCUUAAUUCCUACAAAAAUCUUUAAUUUAUUUUUGUCAAAAUGAGUCGAGCUCGUCUGUGAAAGUUCCUGAUGUUACAAAUAUUAAAUCCUCCCACUGAACCUAAAA
This is a messenger RNA of Epinephelus lanceolatus (giant grouper), 2689 nucleotides long. RefSeq names its product glycerol-3-phosphate acyltransferase 3 (gene gpat3). The record is from RefSeq and is a predicted model, not a curated record. Gene Ontology annotation, cellular component: endoplasmic reticulum. NCBI's taxonomy places the organism in Eukaryota, Metazoa, Chordata, Actinopteri, Perciformes, Serranidae. Gene Ontology annotation, biological process: triglyceride biosynthetic process. Gene Ontology annotation, molecular function: glycerol-3-phosphate O-acyltransferase activity.